ACAAAGAUCUGUACAAGGACGUCAUGAUGGAGGAUAACCAGCCCCUCACAGCACCAGUUAAGAAAGAGAGAGCAAACCCUGAGAGAUUUCCCAGUCCUCUUCUUCCACGGGAUAAUUCAGAAGAACAUCACUAUGUCCCACUAGAUGAUCAGGUAGAUAAAUAUAAGGGCCUCAUGAUGGAGGAUCACCGGCCCCUCACAUCACCAGUUAAGGAAGAGAUAAGAACACCGGAGAGAUGUCCCAGUCCUCUUCUUCUACAGGAUGGGUCAGAAGAAUGUCACAAUGUCCCACAGGAUGAUCAGUUUGUGAAUCCGGGUGAAGAUCUGAACAAUAUUAAUCCUACAGAGACAUAUGUGAGGGGUGAUGAGCAGAGUACAGAGGACAUUCCUACAGAUAACCGCCCAGAUGACUGUACCAGGAACGUAGAGAAAAAUCUGGUAUCUUCAGAUUUCGAAGUAGAUGAUUGUGGUAUCACACGAGAUACAUUUGAAGAGCAUGCCAAUAUCCAAGAUAUACCCUCAUCCAAUCACAGCAAAAAUUUAUUAUUUGAUCCUUUUAAACAGGUCCGAUCUUCUGAUUCAUCACAGACUGUAACACAAAAUAAAAUUCACAGAAGAGGUGCUAAACAUCAAACAGCUCGCGUAAGAGGGAAGCCAUUUUCAUGUUCAGAAUGUGGAAAAUGUUUUAGAUUUAAAUCGGAUAUUGUUAGACAUCAGAGAAUUCACACAGGAGAGAAGCCAUUUUCAUGUUCAGAAUGCAGUGAAUGUUUUAACAAUAAUUCAGCUCUUGUUAUACAUCAGAAAAUUCACACAGGAGAGAAGCCAUUUUCAUGUUCAGAAUGUGGGAAAUGUUUUCACUACAAAUCAGCUCUUGAUUACCAUAAGAGUAUUCACAAAGGAGAGAAGCGAUUUUCAUGUUCAGAAUGUGGGAAAUGUUUUCAUCAGAAAUCAAUUCUUGAUAGACAUCAGAGAAUUCACACAGGGGAGAAGUCAUUUUCAUGUUCGGAAUGUGGGAAAUGUUUUAAUCAGAAAUCAGAUCUUGAUAGACAUCAGAGAAUUCACACAGGGGAGAAGUCAUUUUCAUGUUCAGAAUGUGGGAAAUGUUUUAAUCAGAAAUCAGUUCUUAAUAGACAUCAGAGAAUUCACACAGGAGAGAAGCCAUUUUCAUGUUCAGAAUGUGGGAAAUGUUUUAACAAUAAUUCAGCUCUUGUUGUACAUAAGAGAAUUCACACAGGAGAGAAGCCAUUUUCAUGUUCAGAAUGUGGUAAAUGUUUUUACCAAAAAUCUAAUCUUGUUUUACAUCAGAGAAAUCACACAGGGGAGAAGUCAUUUUCAUGUUCGGAAUGUGGGAAAUGUUUUAAUCAGAAAUCAAUUCUUGAUAGACAUCAGAGAAUUCACACAGGGGAGAAGUCAUUUUCAUGUUCAGAAUGUGGCAAAUGUUUUAAUCAGAAAUCAGUUCUUAAUAGACAUCAGAGAAUUCACACAGGAGAGAAGCCAUUUUCAUGUUCAGAAUGUGGGAAAGGUUUUAACCAGAAAACAGCUCUUGUUACACAUCAGAAAAUUCACACAGGAGAGAAGCCAUAUUCAUGUUCAGAAUGUGGUAAAUGUUUUCACAAAAAAUCUAGUCUUGUUUUACAUCAGAGAAAUUACAUAGGGGAGAAGUCAUUUUCAUGUUCAGAAUGUGGAAAAUGUUUUAGAUUUAAAUCUCAGAUUGUUAGACAUCAGAGAAUUCACACAGGAGAGAAGCCAUUUUCAUGUUCAGAAUGUGGUGAAUGUUUUAAUCAGAAAUCAGUUCUUGUUGUACAUCAAAGAAUUCACACAGGGGUGAAGCCAUUUUCAUGUUUAGAAUGUGGCAAAUGUUUUAACAAUAAUUCAGCUCUUGUUAUACAUCAGAGAAUUCACACAGGAGAGAAGCCAUAUCCAUGUUCAGAAUGUGGGAAAUGUUUUAAGCAAAAAUCAGCUCUUGUUUCACAUAAAAAAACUCACAGAGAGAAGCCAUCUCCAUACUUAGCCCUUUAGUGACCUUAUGUGUUUUUAUGGUAGUCAGUGUCGCUAACUGGGUUUAUUCCGUCAGACACCCCUUGUUACAGGGAGAUAAAACAUAACCUUGCUUUGGGGUUGCCAGAGGUGGCUGAGGGCUUGGAGUGAUGAUUGGGACCACUGUGAGAUCUCAAACACGUAUUGUCUCCUGUAUUAAAUGAAUACAAAAUGUACCUGUAGAUAAAUCCAACAAGUGGGGUCCCUGCCACCCUUGUAUUUGUAGAAGUCAUGUGUUUCACUCAUCUCACAUGAACUUACCAGUGGGGAAAUACUUGGUUAUAAAAUAUUUUUAUUGUAUAUAUUGAAUUUUUGAUAAUUUUGUUUCCUAUGACUAUGUUCAUUCCUAUGAUUGUAUGCUGAUAAGGAGAUGAUAUGUUUUAUUUGGAGGAUCUCUAAUAUUUAGGCUGUUCCAUGAGCUGUAGGCGCAGUUACAGUUACAGUUUUGUCUGGGUUUAUAAUCUGAUGUCUUACACCUGACAAUACUUCUACAAGUAAUUAUGAUACCUCGGAUGGCGAGAGGGGUGGUAGUGAUCCUUUAUUGUUCUUAUGGAUGGUUUUGGACAUUGCCCCUUAAUAUAUUCUGUCGGUGAUUGCUUGUUUUGUGUACAUAGUGGUUUCUACCUUGCCAGGCAGGGCCAUUAUGCUGCAUAAGCAUCACUCGUCACAUUUGGAUGCCCCAGUUACAGUGAUGUGUAACUGUCCCAUAGGCCAAAAUAUAUUUUAAAGGUAUCAAAACAUAUAAUAAAAUACAAGUAAAAAUAAAAUAGAAAAAAACGUCUGCACAGUUUCUCUUUUUACAUGACACAAAACUAUCAAUAUGACCAAAACAGGGAACCAAUUUUAACCACUUAUUUUGGUUUCAAUCUGCAUAUUUAAAGAAUAAGGAGUUUGAAUUAAAAAGAAAAAAAAUCUCUGAAAAAAUACUAUUAAAAAUCCCCAUGUGUCAUGUAAAAAAAAAGCUGCAGAAAUUAGGUAGGCAGCCCCUCUGAGAUGAGCAUCAGAGCAUUUAAUGUUUUGUUUUUUGCUUACAUUUUUACACUGCUAGGCAGAGGCUUCUCAGUUGUUUUACAGUCUAGGGCAGAGCUAAAGCCUGCUCAUUUGUGCCGGUGGAGGAGAGGAGGUGGAAGUGUGGUAAUAAGCAGUAGCAUUUGUAUGAAAUCUCCAUUACCACAGUCUGUCCUGUCCGUCCUCUCUGUAUUUCAUGUCUCCUCAUGUGCUCCAUUCUUACAGAGAUUCAGUUGAAAAUCUUAUAAGUAGUAUUCAGGAUCAUAAUCCCUGACAAGUAGGAGAGGAGGAUGAGGCAGCUCUUUCGCUCAGUGUUCUGAAGUAACUUGUCCUGCUGUGUGAUUAGAACAGGUUUUGUGUGUACUAAU
Bufo gargarizans (Asiatic toad) is the source of this 3412-nucleotide messenger RNA. RefSeq names its product gastrula zinc finger protein XlCGF26.1-like. Gene Ontology annotation, molecular function: DNA-binding transcription repressor activity, RNA polymerase II-specific. Lineage: Eukaryota; Metazoa; Chordata; Amphibia; Anura; Bufonidae. The record is from RefSeq and is a predicted model, not a curated record. Gene Ontology annotation, biological process: negative regulation of transcription by RNA polymerase II. The transcript has 5 exons. Bases 24 to 2018 code for a protein of 664 amino acids.